Molecule: messenger RNA, 966 nt
Organism: Sphenostylis stenocarpa
Lineage: Eukaryota; Viridiplantae; Streptophyta; Magnoliopsida; Fabales; Fabaceae
Source: the annotation of a GenBank genome assembly
AUGGCUGUGCUUAGUGGGUUUUGGGGCCUGCCCCGUAAGAAUCUUGUGAAAAGGUUGGAAGGAGCUAAAGUUAGCGCUUGGAUUGAUUCAAUGAGAGCCUCUUCCCCAACUCGUGCCAAAUCAGAAAGCCAAGAAAAAAGAUCUUGGAUUCUUUAUCACCCUUCAGCUCUGAACACCUUUGAGCAAAUAACAUAUAAUUCCAAAGGCAAGCAAAUUGUGGUUUUUCUUGACUACGAUGGAACUCUCUCCCCUAUUGUUGCAGAUCCGGAUAAAGCUUUCAUGACUGAAAAGAUGAGAGCGACGCUUAAGGCCAUCGCAAGACAUUUUCCCACAGCUAUCGUCACAGGGAGGUGCAGAGACAAGGUGUAUAACUUUGUAAAAUUGGCCGAACUUUACUAUGCCGGAAGCCAUGGCAUGGACAUUAAGGGGCCAACAAAAAGCCAACGUCCAAAGCAAGGUAAUAAUAAAGCGAUACUGUUCCAAGCUGCAAGUCAAUUCCUGCCCAUGAUCGAUGAGGUGUACAAGAUCUUGGUAGAAAAAACAAAGUCUGUCCCUGGGGCUAAGGUUGAGAACAACAAGUUUUGCUUGUCCGUGCACUUUCGUUGUGUUGACGAAAAGAGUUGGGCAUCGUUGGCGGAGAAAGUUAGAUUGGUGCUCAAUGAGUACCCACAACUUAGGCUAACUCAAGGGAGAAAAGUGCUAGAGAUUCGUCCAACCAUCAAAUGGGACAAGGGCAAGGCUCUUGAAUUUUUGUUAGAAUCAUUAGGAUACGAGAAUUCGAAUGAUGUAUUUCCAAUCUAUAUUGGUGAUGAUCGAACUGAUGAGGAUGCUUUUAAGGUUUUACGCAGUAGGGAUCAAGGAAUUGGGAUUCUCGUUUCUAGAGUUGCAAAAGAAACUGAUGCUUCCUAUACCUUGCAAGAUCCAUCAGAGGCAAGUCCUAUAUAUUCCAUCAACCACAAUUUAUAA